Molecule: messenger RNA, 1383 nt
Organism: Tilletiopsis washingtonensis
Lineage: Eukaryota; Fungi; Basidiomycota; Exobasidiomycetes; Entylomatales
Product: RNA-binding domain-containing protein
Exons: 8
Coding region: 1-1314 (437 amino acids)
Cellular component (GO): nucleus; cytoplasm
Molecular function (GO): mRNA binding
Source: RefSeq, a predicted model, not a curated record
AUGGACACGCAGCAGCAGGCGCCCGUGCCGCAGCUGCAGCAGGUGCCGCAGCAGCAGCUGCAGGGCGACGCCAACGACGGCGUCGACCCCGCCGAGGCCGCGCGCCAGAGCCGCAAGGAGAACCGCGUCUACGUCGGCAACCUCAGCUACGAGGUGCGCAGCAAUCACCUCAAGGACUUCAUGCGCGAGGCUGGCAAUGUCGUCUUUGUCGAGGUGCUCUCGCUGCCCAACGGCAUGAGCAAGGGCUGCGGCAUCGUCGAGUACAGCUCGCAGGAGGAGGCACAGCGCGCCAUCAAGGAGCUGAGCGACACGCCGCUGCUCGGCCGUCCCGUCUUCGUGCGCGAGGACCGGGAGCAAGAGGCUCGCUACGGCGCCCCGCCGAUUGUGGGCCGCGGCUUCGCUCGCGGUGGCUUUGCCGGCGGACGCGGCGGCUUCGGUGGCCCGCCGGGCCGCGGUGGCUUCGGCGGCGGCUUUGGCGGAGGCUUCGGCGGCCCGCCGCCGAUCGCUGCGGCGCCUGGCUGCCAGCUGUACAUCGGCAACCUGCCGUUCCAGGCCGGCUGGCAGGAGCUGAAGGACCUCUUCCGCUCCGCGGGCAACAUCGUGCGCGCCGACAUCAACAUCGGGCACGACGGGCGUCCCAAGGGCUCGGGCAUCGUCGUCUUUGCCACGCCCGAGGAUGCGCAGAACGCCAUCAACAUGUACAACGGCUUUGACUGGAACGGCCGGCCCAUCGAGGUGCGCGAGGACCGCUUCGCCUCGGGCGCCCACGGCGGCUUCCAGGGCGGCCCGCAGGGCGGCUUCGCGGCGCACCCGGGCUUCCAGGGCGGCUACGGUGGCGGCUUUCAGGGUGGCUACGGCGGCGGCUUUGGUGGUCCGCGCGGCGGCUUCCAGGGAGGCUUCGGCGGCCCGCGCGGCGGCUUCCGUGGAGGCUUUGGCGGCGGCUUUGGCGCCCCGCGCGGAGGCUUCCAGGGCGGCUACGGCGGACACGGCGGCUUCCAGGGCGCCGUGGCGCUGCCGCCGGCCGAGCCGAGCCAGCAGAUCUUUGUCAAGAACCUGCCGUGGUCGACGUCGAACGAGGACCUGGUGGAGCUCUUCCAGACGACGGGCAAGGUCGACGAGGCCGAGAUUCUCUUUGAGCACGGCCGCUCCAAGGGCGUCGGCGUCGUGCAGUUCGCCACCGUCGGCGAGGCAGAGACGGCCAUUGCCAAGUUCAACAGCUACCUCUACGGCGGCCGCAGCCUCGAGAUCGAGUUCAACCGGGCGUGGCGCGACUUUGCCGGCCUGCGCGCGAGCGGCGAUGUCGCCAUGGUCUGAGCUGGGCCUGGUCGGGCGCGGCGCAUGGGCAUCAGGCGCUGCUGCACGAGUGUCAAAAUGAAGCUUGCU